CAUCACUGAGCACACACAUUGUAAUCUACUGAUUGAUUAGUUAGUUUUUGUACAAUAUUUAAAGCAGCUUUCUUCAAAAAUGGAAAUGAUGCAAGGUGCCUCAUUAUUGUCGCGACCCGCGGAGGAAUUCGGCAAUGAUGAGCUGGUUGAAGAAAUGUGGGCUUUAAAGGCAAUGGAUCACGCUGAAGUAUAUUUCAAUCUACUCACAAGCGUGCACCCUUCAUGCCUGCACCUGACCCCAUAUGAUGAUCAAAUAUACCAAGCAUUUCGAGAAGAUUUUCCUGAUCUAAAAUUAGAACUGAUAACGGAUGAUACGCUGAAAUCAGAAGAUGCUAAAAUUCGUUGGCGCACGUUUGCGGAAAAAUUCAAUAAAUUAGAUGAUUACGCUUAUGGUACAUUAAUACGGUCCGAUUCAUCCAAAGAAUUUUCACCCGAAAAUUCACUACUUGUUGUACGUAUACAGUUUUUAGCAAUCGAAAUUGCACGUAAUCGCGAGGGACUAAAUGAUGAAGUACAUCGUAAAUUUCGACCUCCACCACGAACCACAGUUGCGGAAGAAUUGGUGCCGGGCGAAGUGCAAGAAACGUAGAUUUUAGGAAAAUAGAAAUAUAACUAAUCAAUGGCAUAGAUAUAUAAUAAUAUAUAUAUUUUAUAUUUUCAUAAGUGGGAAAAAUAUACAAAACAAACAAUACAAAA
This is a messenger RNA of Bactrocera tryoni, 696 nucleotides long. RefSeq names its product protein PBDC1. Gene Ontology annotation, cellular component: cytoplasm. The coding region runs from base 80 to 589 and encodes 169 amino acids. NCBI's taxonomy places the organism in Eukaryota, Metazoa, Arthropoda, Insecta, Diptera, Tephritidae. The record is from RefSeq and is a predicted model, not a curated record. The transcript is spliced from 3 exons.